Messenger RNA from Schizophyllum commune H4-8, 329 nucleotides. RefSeq lists its product as uncharacterized. The transcript has a single exon. NCBI's taxonomy places the organism in Eukaryota, Fungi, Basidiomycota, Agaricomycetes, Agaricales, Schizophyllaceae. The record is from RefSeq and is a predicted model, not a curated record. Bases 96 to 260 code for a protein of 54 amino acids.
ACCACCGGGGAACGACCGAAGACCGCGAUUGAAGAUUGCACACCCAGGGGGAGGACGUAGCUGGGCUGAGACUGGGUUCUCGCUCGCGUACGGCGAUGAGAUUGGAGCAUCGUUGGUCUGAAAAAAGCCAGAUAUAUUGCAGCUAUCGACGACAAGGAGUACAGAGGCAAGACAAUAACAAGAAGCCUGAGAAGAGGAAGAGAUGUCGCCACGACAUGAAACUCCUCUCUACGUUAAGAAAGCGUGAUUGGAGCGAUUAAGGUGGCCUGACCAUCGAGUCCACCAGUAUUAACAGCCCUGCGUAUAGGUGCGAGCAGGACCCUGCCCUG